Orbicella faveolata is the source of this 1408-nucleotide messenger RNA. RefSeq names its product adenosine receptor A3-like. Gene Ontology annotation, molecular function: G protein-coupled receptor activity. Lineage: Eukaryota; Metazoa; Cnidaria; Anthozoa; Scleractinia; Merulinidae. Gene Ontology annotation, cellular component: membrane. The record is from RefSeq and is a predicted model, not a curated record. Gene Ontology annotation, biological process: G protein-coupled receptor signaling pathway.
GUGAAGGUUGUCAGGUUUAAUGACUACUUUUUCAUUACGCCGUCAAUCAAUUAGUUCACCAAAAAAUACUGUUUUUUCUAAAACAGAGCUUAUGUCCUGCGUAUUUGUUCAAGCCACAGAUGCAAGGCAGUAGACAUUAUCCCAUAUUAAAUACUGAAUUAUUUCAUUGGCGGAAGGAUCAGAUCAAAAUAAAUUAACCUAGUUAUCACUUUAUUGAGCCCGAUGGUUAUUAAAUUAAAAUCAGAAAAGUGCAAUAAAUAAAGCCAAGCCAAGCGUUUCGCCGACAACAAUACGAACAAAAAGCCUGUUGCCAUUCUGUUUCAGAAUUUCGAACAGAUCUUUCUGGUAAAUGUUGUCAUUUAUCAAGACCGUCAACAGCCUGGUGCGUCGACUCCUUUGGGAUCUUUGCUUUUUCAGUAUCUCGUUCCCUUAGAUUUUAAGGCCUUAAACACGUUAUCAGGAUAAACAAGAAGUUUUCCGUCAAAAAAUGGCAAGGACGUUCGCCGAAUCAUAUUGUAGUUCCAACAGCACUUACUAUUAUCCCGCGGCGCAACAAUUCCCGACGACUAUCUACAUCUUUGCCUGUGUUGUUGGUGUGAUCCUCUCAGUUUCAUCAACGUUGGGUAACACUAUGAUCCUACUCGCUCUUCGCAAGUGUCAAUCUCUUCAUUCUCCAUCAAAAGCUUUGUUAUUUAUUUUGGCUCUGACGGAUCUUUUCGUUGGACUGAUUGUUCUUCCACUGUUUACAGUUCACUACUUGAUGAUUAUCUUAGAAAUGCCCAGUUAUUACUGCGCUAUAGCUAUCACAUAUGGAAGAACAUCAACCUUUAUUGUUGGAGUUUCCCUUCACACUAUUACUACAAUUGCUAUUGAUCGAUAUCUCGCCUUUCACCUUCGCUUGAGAUACCGUGAACUCGUGAAAUUGAGACGAGUUGUCUGCCUUCUUGUUAUAGAGUGGAUCGCAACCGCAGUUUGGUCUGGAUCCUGGUUUUUGAGCGUUCUGAUCAAUAUGUAUUCUGGGGCAGUUGGGUUGUUGAGUUGGUGCCUUAUAAUACCUUUAUGUUAUUUCAGUAUCUAUCGGAACCUUCGUCGCCAUGUUGCACAGAUUCACUGUAAUCUGAACUCCAGUGCGUCGACCGAUUUUGAUGUGGCUCAGUACAAGAAAACUGUGAAUAGCUUGUUAUGGAUUUAUGGCCUUCUUCUCGUUUGUUACAUGCCACACUUAACUUCACUCCUUGUAACACUUUUUACGGGACUCAAUCCCACUUCCCGCUUUGCAUUACAUUUAAGCAGCAUUGCAGUUUUUGCUAAUUCGUCUUUAAAUCCUAUUCUAUACUGUUGGAAGAUCAAAGAAAUAAGAGAAAUAGUUAUUGCCAAUAUAAAUGUACUUCGAAAUUUUGUAAGAUAA